Eremomyces bilateralis CBS 781.70 is the source of this 672-nucleotide messenger RNA. RefSeq lists its product as uncharacterized. The transcript has a single exon. Bases 226 to 672 code for a protein of 148 amino acids. NCBI's taxonomy places the organism in Eukaryota, Fungi, Ascomycota, Dothideomycetes, Eremomycetales, Eremomycetaceae. The record is from RefSeq and is a predicted model, not a curated record.
CGUGAUAUUCGCUGGCAGACUAGUGCUAAUAUCCAGAAGGAUCCUUCUUCUAUACUCCUCGUUCAAUUCGAUCGAUAUGAGGGACCGACGUUGGACGUAGGCAGCUUUGUCUUGGUCCCAAUCCUCCCAUCACGCCGCGAGUUCUAUAUCGGGAAUACUUCCUGUUUACGUUCACAGUUCCCGUUGACCAUCACUGAUGCCAUCACAACGUAUAAGUCGCAGGGAAUGACUCUAGCACGGGCUAUGCUGGACAUUUCGGAGCGGGAGUUCGCGCCUGGCCUGACCUACGUGGCAGUCUCCCGUGUAAAAAUCCUUAGAGGGAUCAUGUUUAAGGCUCUAUUCGACUUGCAGGAUUUGAACCCUCGUACGGAGAGCGAGACGAUGGCGUUCCGGAAGCAGGAAGGUUGCCUUUAUGCACCACAGGCCUAUUUUUCCCGUGAUUCUACCAAGACCUGGCAGGAUUGGAUUCCACGGAUCGUUCUGAUUGACCAUAUGUCAACACGUUGGUAUUUGCCUAGUGGUGAUAAUACAUCGUGUAGUUCUGAUCUAAUCUACAGUACCAUAUUUUUCAGUAGAAACUUCUAUGCAACCCUCCGAUCCAGGAAGCGGUGGGGCCUUGAGCUCGAGAUCAAACAACUCUUUGCAAACUUUAUCAAUGUACCGGGACGUUGA